Arabidopsis lyrata subsp. lyrata is the source of this 1304-nucleotide messenger RNA. RefSeq lists its product as uncharacterized. The coding region runs from base 232 to 1134 and encodes 300 amino acids. The record is from RefSeq and is a predicted model, not a curated record. NCBI's taxonomy places the organism in Eukaryota, Viridiplantae, Streptophyta, Magnoliopsida, Brassicales, Brassicaceae. The transcript is spliced from 3 exons.
GCAAAUAUAUUUAUUAACAAAAAAGCAACAAUUAUUAGAAGAAAAUAAGAGUGAAAUCGACAAAACACAUAACUCAAAAAAGAAAGAUAUGAAAAAUGAAUAAUUUAAUAUAAAAAUAAUAAAUACCUUUUCUGAAAAAAGACAAGGUCCCAAAGACCCAGCUCAAGUCCAGCUCUCUUAAUUCAUUACCUCUCCACAUUCACACCAUCUUCAACAUCUCUUUCUCUAACAAUGGAGAUUUUUCAGAAGGCGAAAGCGGUUCGUUUGCGUAGCCACCACGACAAGUACCUAGUCGCCGAAGAAGACGAAGAAUCUGUAACUCAAGAACGUAACGGCUCAGCAGGUGCAGCCAAAUGGACCGUUGAGAUAAUCCCAGGCUCAACAAAUCUCAUCCGUCUCAAAAGCGCUUACGGAAAAUACUUAACGGCGUCUAAUAAACCGUUUCUUCUUGGAGCCACCGGAAAAAAAGUUCUACAGACUAAUCCUAGUCGUCUUGACUCGUCUUUAGCUUGGGAACCAAUUAGAGACUCUGCUUUGGUUAAGCUUAAGACUCGUUAUGGUCACUUCCUUCGUGGUAACGGUGGUUUACCUCCUUGGAGAAACUCUGUUACUCAUGAUAUUCCUCAUAGAUCGGCGACUCAAGAAUGGGUUCUUUGGCAUGUUGAUGUUGUUGAGAUCCUCCCUGCAAACUGCAAUCAUCACCAGCAGCAACAGCAGCUGCAGCUGCAGCUACCUCCGUCGCCGCUUCAUCAUUCUGAUUCUCUUGAUUUCACACCUGGAUCUCCUUCCAGAUCUAACCGUUUCUUUAGACAAGAGUCAACGGAUUCAGUGGCGGUUGGAUCGCCGCCCAAAUCGGAAGGGAGAGUGAUAUACUUCCAUGUGGCGGAUGAUGAUGGCGAUGUUGAAGAUGAUUCUGUUGAGGUAAGUUCGUUUACUUUCAAAGGCAAUGGUGUUGAAGAGCUGACUAUGAGAUUGAAAGAAGAGAGCAAUGUCGAAGAUGUUAUCGUUUGUACUCGUAGUCCGUUGAACGGGAAGCUUUUCCCGUUGCGUCUUCAACUCCCACCUAACAAUGCAGACAUGACUGUCGUCUUAGUGCCAAAAUCAUCAAAAAUAGCAGAAGAGUUUAUCAAGUGAGAUCUUUGUUUGAAGCUGAGCUGUGAAAUGAAGGCUUUGGCUGCAAUUGUUUUUUGUUAAUUGAGCUAAGAAUGGAUUUGGAUUGUCUUACAGAUACUGCUUGAUUACCAAACUUAUGAUUUAUACAAAAUUGGUUGCAGCGGUUAGUGAUUCACGCUGCCUAUACCAUU